Durusdinium trenchii is the source of this 420-nucleotide messenger RNA. NCBI's taxonomy places the organism in Eukaryota, Dinophyceae, Suessiales, Symbiodiniaceae. The record is from the annotation of a GenBank genome assembly.
AUGGGCUGUCAGGCCGCGGUGCUGUCGUUGCCUUCACAUGGGAAGACCUACCCAGUGACGGACCGCCGCUGCGUGGUGGUCAUCGGCGGGGAGCGCUGCGAUGAGACGCCGGACUUCUCGCAGAUCAGGCAGCUGGCCGCGGUGCCGGUCUACGACACGGAGAACUCGCAAUGGCGGGAGGAUCCGGUGGUACCGCCCUUGCCUUGUGCCCGCACGGCGGUGGCCGUGUGUGUGGGCAUGGGACGUGGCGAGCUGCCACUUGAACCUGCCUGCCGCAAGUCGCUCUCCGAGCGCUUGGUGGAGGGUGUGCCGCACAUGGAGGAGGACGAGAACGGGACCUGGAAACUCCUGGUGAAUGAGACUCAAAUCCACGUCCAGGUGCCCUGUGACGAAAAUGCCUGGGCACUGCCAAUGAUGUGA